Molecule: messenger RNA, 561 nt
Organism: Durusdinium trenchii
Lineage: Eukaryota; Dinophyceae; Suessiales; Symbiodiniaceae
Source: the annotation of a GenBank genome assembly
AUGAGGCAGUAUGCAAGUUUGGAACAACUUCGACAGACUGGUGGCACCUUGUUGCGGCCCUGGCAGUUGCCACACCGGAAUGACUUUGGUUUGAGGGGCACGGCAGAUUGUGAAGUGCAGCGUUCUCUCUGCCAACUCAUCCUGCUCAACGGAAUGCUCACAGACGCCAACCUGCCGGGUGUGGAGAAACUUUGCGUCACCCUGGUUCAGAGCAACUGGCUCACGCUCCCACUGCACAAGAUUAGCCGAGAGGACAUCGGUUUUGAAGCUGCUCUUGCUCCACCUGAGUCAUGUUUCAUGGCAAAUUCUUCGAUCGCAGCCUUCGCUGCUGCAUACUCCAUCGGAAAGUUGGAAUCAGCCGCAGCAGUAAACCUGCUGAGGAAAAUCAAUCCUGAGACGAAGGAGUCUCUGACCUUGCUUGUGAGGUUUGAGCUGCGUCACGGCGACGCGGACCUUCAGGCGAUGCUGGAGCACAGCGUGCCACCGGCUUCGCUAUCGAAGGUGAGCAUUUUUGCAGCUCAUCUCCAGCGCUACCAAAACAAGGCCUGGCUGUUAAUAUAA